This is a messenger RNA of Solanum pennellii, 1616 nucleotides long. RefSeq names its product vacuolar-processing enzyme-like. Gene Ontology annotation, biological process: vacuolar protein processing. Bases 51 to 1454 code for a protein of 467 amino acids. The transcript has 9 exons. The record is from RefSeq and is a predicted model, not a curated record. NCBI's taxonomy places the organism in Eukaryota, Viridiplantae, Streptophyta, Magnoliopsida, Solanales, Solanaceae. Gene Ontology annotation, molecular function: cysteine-type endopeptidase activity.
UCAAUAUUCUCCAUCCUAGUUGAUAGGUUUGUUUGUUAAUUUUAAAAAUAAUGAUAUCUAGGUGUAAUAUUGUUGGUGUAUUUUUCCUUGUUUUGGUCUCAAUAUUUGUUAAUAUUGAAAGUCGUAGUAUCUCUCAAUUCUUAAUCCAAAAAACAAAAGGAACCAAAUGGGCUGUCCUAGUUGCUGGCUCCAAUGGUUGGACUAAUUAUAGGCAUCAGGCUGAUGUGUGUCAUGCUUACCAAAUACUAAAGGCCGGUGGUCUUAAGGAUGAGAACAUCAUUGUAUUCAUGUACGAUGAUAUUGCAAACAAUACAGAAAACCCUAGACCUGGUGUCAUUAUCAAUAACCCACAUGGCCAUGAUGUUUACAAAGGUGUCCCAAAGGAUUAUGUAGGUGAAGAAGUUAAUGCUAACAACUUUUACAAUGUCCUCCUUGCAAACAAAAGUGGUGUUGUUGGAGGAAGUGGGAAAGUUUUGAAGAGUGGCCCAAAUGACCAUAUCUUCAUAUACUAUGCUGAUCAUGGUGCCGCUGGAUUCAUUACAAUGCCAAGUGGAGAAUUGAUUUACGCAGAUGAUCUAUUUAACGUGUUGAAAAAGAAGCAUGCUUCAGGGAUGUAUGACAGACUGGUGUUUUACCUAGAAGCCUGUGAGUCUGGAAGCAUGUUUGACGGUAUUCUCCAUAAAGGACUUAAUAUCUAUGCCAUUACUGCAUCAAAACCUAAUGAAAACAGUUUUGGCACAUACUGUGGCGAUGGUACUCCUGAUGAUCCCUGCUUUGGUCAGUGUCCCCCUCCCGAGUUUAAGGGUGUUUGCUUGGGAGACUUGUUCAGCGUUGCCUGGAUGGAAGAUAGCGAUGUACAAGAUCGAAAAAUUAACACCUUGCAUGGGCAGUAUAGUCGAGUUGCAAAAAGAACUACUGUCAAUUUAACAUAUGGCUCUCAUGUCACGCAAUACGGGGAUUUAGUGGUGAGUUUUGAUCCUCUUGCCACGUAUAUGGGUGAAACUUCCAAAAAUCACAGUCAUGACUCUGUGGAUGCAAAGUCAUUCUCGACAUUAUCAUCAAGAAAUGUUGAUCAGCGCAGUGCUGAACUUUUCUAUAUGUUCACCAAAAACAAAAAUGCUCCUGAAGGCUCCGAUGAGAAAUAUGACGCUCUGGUGAAACUAAAUGAAGUUUUAAGACAGAGAAGUCAAGUGGACAACAAUGUAAAACAUCUAGGGGAGCUUCUUUUUGGUGUUGAAAAAGGUAAUGAGGUACUACAUACCGUUCGACGUGCUGGACAACCACUUGUUGACAACUGGGAUUGCCUUAAGUCCUAUGUGAAGAUAUUUGAGGCACAUUGUGGAAGAUUAACAGUUUAUGGAAGGAAACAUGUACGUGGUAUCGCCAACAUCUGCAAUGCUGGGAUUACAAGUGAGAAAAUGGCUGCUAUGUCUGCUCAAGCAUGUUCAAGUUAGUAGAGGGUACUCUUGGGAGUAGGCAAAUAGUAUAUUUUGCCAGUUUAUAUUAUUGCUGCAAAAUUUCUUUUAAUUAACUGAUAGUUAUAUUCAGAAAUGCUUCUUAGAAGUGGAAUCUUUGCCCAGUAUCUCUUUACUAAAGCAUUACUUUCUCAAUAUCAA